Messenger RNA from Hypomesus transpacificus, 1032 nucleotides. RefSeq names its product dual specificity protein phosphatase 13-like. Lineage: Eukaryota; Metazoa; Chordata; Actinopteri; Osmeriformes; Osmeridae. The coding region runs from base 59 to 739 and encodes 226 amino acids. Gene Ontology annotation, molecular function: protein tyrosine/serine/threonine phosphatase activity; MAP kinase phosphatase activity. The record is from RefSeq and is a predicted model, not a curated record. The transcript is spliced from 3 exons. Gene Ontology annotation, cellular component: cytoplasm. Gene Ontology annotation, biological process: negative regulation of MAPK cascade; protein dephosphorylation.
AAACAGAACAGACUGAACUCAGAGCUAAAUUGGGGGUCAUCCAAAGAGCCACCUGCUCAUGUCCUUCUCUCUCCUUCUCACACAUACACACAGGCGCAGUGGGCAGGGCAGAAAGAGUGUUGGCUAUGGACAGAGACAGAAGAGCCAGAGUGUGUGUGAGAGCAGAUCUCUCAGCUGGAGCAGAAUGACAGACGAUAAACGGCCACAGAACCUGGCGCUCAUUAAAGAGCUGGAGUACAUCCUGGACUCCUGCAAACUGGAGUUGACUCCCAUAGCUGAGAUCUGGCCCAACCUCUACAUAGGAAACGUGGCCAUUGCCCAGAACAGAGGAGCAUUACAGAAGCUGGGCAUCACUCACAUCCUGAACGCAGCCCACUGUAAACAGGGCAGCAUCGGCGACCAGAGUUACUACGGCAAUGCCUGUCUGUACUGUGGGAUCCCUGCUGAAGACUCCUCCCACUUUGAUAUCAGCCAGUACUUUCAGGCUUCUGCAGACUUCAUACACAAGGCCCUGAAGACCAAAGAUGGAAAGGUGUUAGUACACUGCAUCAUGGGUAUGAGUCGUUCCGCUACACUGGUGCUGGCUUACCUGAUGCUGCGACGACGUGUCACAUUACGAGAUGCCUUGAAACAUGUGAUACAGCGGCGUGCCAUCUACCCCAACAGGAACUUCCUGGCGCUCCUCCUCAACCUCGACACUCAGCUCACACGCAAGAGAAGGCUGUGCCCUCUCCUCUGAAAGCUCCUGUUUCGUUCCUCACAACUCUCACUGCUCUCUCCUUCUUUUUGGGCAAAAGUCCACUUACCCUCCUCCAUAUUUUUUUCUCUCCCUCCCUCUGUCAUACCUGUUCUUUUCUCCCCAGGUUCUUGCCUCAAAACAUUCUGCACUGUUGUAACUCACUUCAUUCAAUUGCUUGAAAAUAAUGAGCCCUUUCGCUUUACAAAUCAGAUGUUCCUAAAAGUGUUAAUAUGAUUGUUGUAUAUACUGUGUGCAUCAUUCCUGGUACCUAGUAAAAACCUUAUAUCUAUGAA